AUGGCACUUUUGAGUUGGGAUUUUUCUGUCCCAACGGAACCACCAACUGGUAUGUUGGCAUCUGGUAUGCCCACAUCCCUGACAAGACCAUCAUUUGGGUGGCUAACAGAGGAACUCCCAUCAGAAACAUGCCCGGCGUUUUAUCUCUCUACAUCUGGUUAUCUCACUAUAUCUGAUUUGCAAGAAAAUGUCAUUUGGUCGAGUAAUGAUACUCAGCAAGCGAAGGCAUCAAGGGCUUCUAUACUGGACACUGGUAAUUUUGUUCUUUUAGACGCCCAAAACAGUUCUCAGACUGUGUGGGAGAGCUUCGAAAAUCCCACCGAUCAUUUUAUGCCUACCAUGAAGCUCUCCAAAGGCUUGAAAUUGUACUCAUGGAAGAGUUCGGUGGAUCCAGCGCCUGGGCCUUUCUUUUUCACGUUGAAUCCAUCUCCAGGAAAGACAGACAUUUUGGUGCAGUAUAAAAGUAGUGUUUCCUAUUAUAGCUCAGGAGAAUGGACUGGUAGAUCUUUUACCAGCACGCCAGGGGAAACAUCUUAUUCUGUACUUGUGCAGGAAUUUGUAGUGGUUUCUCCGACAAAUACGUACUACACAUAUUGGCUUUCACCCGAAGCCAGUUCAAUGAUGAUGGCGAGGGAAGUUCUCACCUCGGAUGGUCAGCUAUCAUUCUACAUAUGGGUUAAUAAUAUAAGCUGGAGCCUGCGUAAAACUUCACCCCAGACAAAUUGUGAGGUGUAUGGUGUAUGUGGGGCUUAUGGAGUCUGCUUCACCCAAGAAAACAUUAGGCCAUGCAGCUGUUUGCAAGGCUUCCAGCCAAGAAACGCUACUACCUGGAGUUCUCAGGAAUGGUGGUCAAGCGGUUGUGUUCGUCGUACUCCAUUAAACUGCAGUGCAAGUGGCAGCACAGAUGGUUUCCUCCAAGUCAGUAAUAUGUCCUUGUCAGAUAAGGAAGCGGCUCUUCAAAAUACCCAAGAGUCGACUCUACAAGGAUGUAAAACUGCUUGUCUCAACAAUUGUUCCUGCACGGCCUUUGCUUUCAUUAUUUCUAAUUGUAAAUUGUGGUUUGGUGAUCUGUUAAGCAUGCAGACUAAUUCAAAUGACGGUCAGCCCUUGUUCAUUCGAUUAGCUGCUUCUGACGUGUCACAGUUGUUAGCUCAUGCAGAAAAAAGCAGUACCAGAGUAGUUGCACUCUCCAUUUCAAUUCCUUUGGGGGUUGCCGUUUUGGGUACUCUGUUCAUUGUUUCAUGGCUUAAUCAGCGUAGGCGCCGGAGACUGCUUCAUAAUGUCGACGACUACGACACACCAACAUCGAUCAGAGCAUUCACCUACAAAGAACUCAAAACUGCAAGUAAUAAUUUCGCCCAUAAGUUGGGAAAGGGAGCAUUUGGCUCUGUCUUCAAAGGAACUCUGUCAGACAAUACACUUGUGGCCGUGAAAAAAUUAGAGGGUUCCCCACAAGCAGAAAAGCAAUUCCGUGCUUAA
This is a messenger RNA of Cryptomeria japonica (Japanese cedar), 1479 nucleotides long. Its product is annotated as G-type lectin S-receptor-like serine/threonine-protein kinase At2g19130. Lineage: Eukaryota; Viridiplantae; Streptophyta; Pinopsida; Cupressales; Cupressaceae. The record is from RefSeq and is a predicted model, not a curated record. Gene Ontology annotation, biological process: recognition of pollen. The coding region runs from base 1 to 1479 and encodes 492 amino acids. The transcript has a single exon. Gene Ontology annotation, molecular function: ATP binding.